GUUCACACUGGUGGUCACGAUGAGGGUUCUGCUCGCACUCACCGCGCUGUUUGUGGCCGUUCUCGGCAAGGAGACGUUUGAGGGGCAUCAAGUGCUUCGCAUUGUUGCAAAGGAUGAAGUCCAGCUGUCUCUUAUCAAGGGCCUGGAGGACAUGAGCGAGUUUGAGCUGGACUUCUGGAGGGGAGUGACUGAUGUGGCCACCCCUGUGGAUGUCAGAGUUCCUGUCCACAGCCUGCAGUCCGUCAAAAUUCACCUGGAGAGUCAAGACAUUGAGUACUCCAUCAUGAUCGAAGACCUUCAGGCAAUGCUAGAUGAGGAGGAGGAAGAAAUGGUGUCUGCUGCUCGUGUCCCUGAGCCCAGAAACACAGACAGCUUUGACUUCUCCAGGUACCACCCCAUCGACGAGAUCUACGCGUUCCAGGACAUGCUGGUGGCUGAGAAUCCCAAUAUGGUCAGCAAGAUUGUGAUCGGUCAGAGCUACCAAGGUCGUCCCCUGAAUGUCCUCAAGUUCAGCACUGGUGGAACCAACCGUCCCGCCAUCUGGAUCGACACUGGAAUCCACUCCAGAGAGUGGGUCACUCAGGCCAGCGGUACCUGGUUUGCCAAAAAGAUUGUGAGUGAUUAUGGACGUGACCCCGCUCUCACCGCCAUCCUCAACAAGAUGGACAUCUUCCUUGAGACUGUGACCAACCCUGAUGGCUACUACUACACUCACAACAACAACCGUAUGUGGCGUAAGACCAGGAAGCCCAACCCCGGGUCUAACUGUGUGGGAGUCGAUCCCAACAGGAACUGGGAUGCUGGUUUUGGAGGAGCUGGUGCCAGUGGCAACCCCUGCUCAGAGACCUACCGUGGUCCCAGUGCUCACUCUGAGUCUGAGGUCAAGUCCAUUGUGGACUUUGUGAAGUCUCACGGUAACUUCAAGGCCUUCAUCUCCAUCCAUUCCUACUCCCAGAUGCUCCUGUACCCCUAUGGCUACACCAGGACUCCAGUCAAGGACCAGGCUGAGCUGCACAAUCUGGCUAAGAAGGCUAUCACUGACCUGGCCUCCCUGUACGGUACUCGCUACAGAUACGGCAGCAUCAUCAACACCAUCUACCAAGCCAGCGGUGGCACCAUCGAUUGGACCUACAACCAGGGCAUCAAGUACUCCUACACCUUUGAGCUGAGGGACACCGGCCGUUACGGCUUCGUCCUGCCAGCCAAUCAGAUCAUCCCCACCGCCAAGGAGACUUGGCUGGCUCUGAUGGCCAUCAUGGACCACACCUACAAGAACCCCUAUUAAUGUGUGUGUGUGUGUGUGUGUGUGUAGAGGUGUAAAUCUCUGUGGAGAGAAUAUUGUUGGCAAAUGUCACUUCCAGUAUCAUAACCAUGAUCAUCAUCGUACAUCAUGGCUCUUCAGACAUCGUGAAAACCACAAACAGACAAAUAAAUGAGCACAACAGAAAA
Molecule: messenger RNA, 1449 nt
Organism: Plectropomus leopardus (leopard coralgrouper)
Lineage: Eukaryota; Metazoa; Chordata; Actinopteri; Perciformes; Serranidae
Gene: cpa5
Product: carboxypeptidase A5
Biological process (GO): proteolysis
Molecular function (GO): metallocarboxypeptidase activity; zinc ion binding
Source: RefSeq, a predicted model, not a curated record